GGGCCCAGCUGCGUUACCUCCGGCCGCAUGCCCACCCGCUCUCCACCACUCUCCCGGAGGCCCCGCCCCUUCCGCCCCCCGUAUGCGUCCGCUCACGUGCCACACCCGACUUCCGGGUCACUGUGGCCGCCGGCGCCAGUUUCCGCUCACGUGUUCGCCUGUCUUCCGGGCGCUUCCUACCGCAACGCCGGCAUGGCUGCACUGUUGAGGCCCGCGCGCUUUCUGCUCCGCGCCGCCGACGGCUCGCACCUGCCGCCCGCCCUGCGCCUGCUGCCUCGUGGGCUACAGAGCCAGGCCAGGCACUAUGCCAUUGCUGCUGAGAACAGAUGGACCGAGGAGCCCACAUUCUCUUCUAGAAGGGUUGGAGGACAAUUUGACUGGGCUCUGGAGAGACUGGACAAUUCUGUGCGAAGAACUGGUCGCAUCCCCAGGUCGCUGCUGCAGAAGGUCUUUACCAACACGUGCCACUCAGGCACCCCCGGUGGCAACCAGGCCUUGCUUCUUUUGCGCAGCUGUGGCUCUCUUUUGCCUGAACUUGAGUUCUCCGAGAGGACAAAACUUGCUCAUGUCAUAUGGGAGAAGCUGCAGAAACUGGGUACUGUAUAUGAUGUAAGCCACUACAAUGCUCUGCUAAAAGUCUACCUUCAAAAUGGAUACAAGUUUUCCCCGAUGGAUUUCUUGGCACAGAUGGAGGCAGCAAACGUCCAGCCAAAUCGAGUGACAUAUCAGCGGUUGAUUGCUGCCUACUGUAAUGUGGGAGAUAUUGAAGGUGCCAGCAAGAUUCUUGGCUUCAUGAAAACGAAGGACAUUCCUGUCACAGAAGCAGUGUUCAGUGCCCUGGUCACUGGCCACUCCAGGGCUGGGGACAUGGAGAAUGCAGAGAACAUCCUGACAGUGAUGAGCGAGGCUGGGAUUGAGCCUGGCCCGGACACGUACCUUGCACUCCUGAAUGCAUAUGCUGAGAAGGGGGACAUGGAUCAUGUUAGGCAGACCCUGGAGAGGGUGACAACGUCUGAGCUGUACCUGAUGGACCGCGAUUUACUGCAGAUCAUCUUCAGCUUCAGUAAAGCUGGGUAUCCUCAGUAUGCCACAGAAAUUUUGGGAAAGCUUACUCAUGAGAGAAGAUACAUUCCAGAUGCUAUGAACCUCAUUUUGCAUUUAGUCACUGAAAAAUUAGAAGAUGUGGCCUUCCAAGUCUUAGUAGCCAUUCCCAUGUCGAAGGAAGACAGGCUCAGUGACUUUGGCAAUUUCUUUUUGCGACACUGUGUGGCUAUGAAUACGUCUGCAGAAAAGCUGAAAGAAUAUUGUAAGAAGCUACAGGAAACCCAGCUGCACUCUUCUCCUCUGCAGUUCACGCUCCACUGUGCUUUACUUGCCAAGAAAACUGAUUUGGUGAAAGAGCUCUUAAAGGCUCUGAAGGAAGAAGGGUUUCCUAUCAGAACUCACUAUUUCUGGCCACUGCUAGUUGGACAUCUCAAGGAAAAAAAUGUUCAAGGGAUCAUAGACUUGCUUAAAAUGAUGAAGGAGAUGGGUGUGAAUCCUAAUAAGGAGACUUACUUCAGCUACGUGCUCCCCGCUUUUGAGAGCAGUGAGUCAUUGCAAGCUGCUUUGAAGGAAAAUGAUUGCUUGUCCGAAGAGAGUAUAAGUAUACUCUCCCAAAUUCAAAUGAAGCAUGAAGCAGAGAAUGGAAACUUGGACUAUUUCUUCUCCUUCUUGAAAUCAAACCCCACUGAACUGCUCUUAGGGACAUCUCUGAAAAACAGCUUGAUUCUAUGCUUUAGGAGGUCUAAGAACGUAACUCUUUGGAGCAAGAUCACAGAACUGCUGUAUAACGGUGGACUCUGCCAAGAAACUUCAAGACACAAGGAAGCUGUUGGCUAUUUUCUUUAUAGCUUGAUUGACAGCAUGAGUGACUCAGAGGUACAGGCCAAGGAGGAGCAUUUGAGACAAUACUUCCAUCAGCUGAAGGAGAUGAAUAUAAAUAUUUCUGAAAAUAUCUACAGAGGCAUUCGUAACCUACUGGAUAGCCAUCAUGUUCCCGAUUUGAUCAAGGAUAUUAGAAUGUUGAUUAGCAAGACAGACUCUCAAAACAGUGUGCAGCAGUUUGCAUCGUCUGAAUUGGAAUCUACGCUUGAACGUCUCAAAGAUGAAAAUCAACCUAUAAAAGAUGUCUUAAAGAAGCUUAUACUAAAGCUUUGUUCAGAAGAGAACAUGCAGAAAGCUCUUGAAUUGAAAGCAAAAUAUGAAUCAGAUAUGAGUGUCGGUGGCUAUGCAGCUUUAAUAAAUUUGUGCUGUCAAAAAAACAACAUAGAAGACGGGCUCGCCCUGAAACAGGAGUUAGAACGCCUAGAUUCCUCUGUUGUCCUUGACACUGGCAAAUAUAUAGCCCUUGUCAGAGUACUGACGAAGGAAGGCAAGGUCCAAGAUGCUAUUAACAUUCUAAAGGAGAUGAAAGAGAAGAAUGUUCUUAUCAGAGAUUCAACAGCCCUGUCCUUCUUCCACAUCCUAAAUGAUGCUGCUUUGAGAGGGGAAGUCGACACAGUGAACCAGUUGCAUGAAGCCAUUGUGACUCUGGGGCUAGCAAAACCAACCUUGUACACAGUUUCCCCCCUGGUCACGGUGCAUUUGGCAAAGGAUGACUUACCUGCUGCUGUGAAUGUCUGCUUUAAGUGCUACCAGAAAUACAAGGUCCUGCCACGGUUUCAUGACGUGCUGUGCAAGCUGUUAGAGAAGGGCGAGACUGAUCUGGUUCAUAAAGCCAUGGGCUUCGUGACUGAGGAGCAAGGGGAAAUGACCAUGCUCUAUGACCUCUUCUUUGCCUUCCUGCAUACAGGAAACUACAAAGAGGCCAAGAAGAUCAUCGAGACGCCAGGCAUUAGAGCUCGACCCUCAAAGCUUCAGUGGUUUUGUGAGCGAUGCAUUUCAAACAACCAGGUUGAGACUCUGGAAAAGUUAGUGGAGCUGACAGAGAAACUGUUUGAAUGUGAUCGAGACAAGAUGUACUACAGCCUGCUCAAGCUCUACAAAAUAAAUGAUGACUGGCAGAAAGCAGAUGCAGUCUGGAAUAAAAUGCAAGAAGAGAAUGUUAUUCCUCGUGGGAGUACACUAAGAUUGCUUGCGCAGAUUCUCAAAAACAAUAACCAGGAGGUCCCCUUUGACGUGCCGGAGUUGUAUGAGGAUGAAAAUGAUUUUCUGAGUUCUCCAUCAUCCCCAGAGACAGAAACUUAUUUCCAUAUAGAUCUGUUGAGUGCCUGCAAGCUACAGAAACAUAAAGAUGCGUAUCAAAUUUUCCUGAAAGCACAAAAGCAAAACAUUGUGUUUAACAGUGACACUUACAGCAGCCUCAUAAAACUACUGUUGUCGAAGGAUGACUUCACUAAUGCAAUGCAUGUGAAAAGCGUCGCUGAGACCCACAUCAAGGGCUUCACACUGAACAGUGCUGCCAGCAGCAUCCUCAUCACAGCCCAAGUUAGGCGGGAUUAUUUGAAAGAAGCCCUAGAGACACUGAGCGCAGUCUGCAGUCAGGAGCAGCUGCCUUCCAAUAUUUCGGUGACUCGCCUUGUCCAGGCCUGUGCCUUGAAGGGUGACGUGGACAGCGUGCAAGCCGUGCAAAGGAUGGUGAGCGGACUGGAGGACACCCUCAGGCUUUCCAGCAUGCUCUUCAUCAAUAACACCGCCUUGGCUCAAAUCAAGAACAAUAACAUAGACGUUGCAGUAGAACAGAUUGAAAAUAUGCUUACUUCCGGGGACCAAGCCAUUAGUCCCCAGUACUUCGGCCUGUCCUAUUUAUUCAGAAAAGUGAUAGAUCAGAAGUUGGAUCCAGCCUUGGAGAAGAUCACCAUCAUGGCCGAGAGACUGGCCAACCAGUUUGCAGUCUACAAGCCUGUCACUGACCUUUUCCUGCAGCUUGUGGAACACGGCAAGGUGGAUGACGCCAGGGACCUCCUGCAGAGGUGUGGAGCCAUUGCUGAGCAGAUCCCUAUCUUCCGUGUGUUCUUCAUCAGGAACUCUCGCAGAAAAGGAAUGGUCCCAGUGUUGAAUUGUGUGUUGGAGCUGAUUCCUGAGCUGCUGGAGAAUGAGGAUUUGUACUGUUUGCUCAUGAAGAGCUAUGCCAUGAGCAAGGAUGUGGCAUCGGCUAACGCACUCUACACGCAGCUGAUGGCGAAGAACAUGCCUUUGUCUAACCUCUUCCUGAAGCGCUAUGCAAUCCUGCUCAAGAGCUGUGGCAAGCCUGUCCCCUUCGAGGAGCCCCCUGAAAGCUUUGAGUUUUAUAUAAAUCAGCAAAAGGAAUCCAGGGAAAGCGUGUGAAGCAGCAGGCACCCCUGUGUCUCAUAGUGUUCGUGACUGUCCAAGAUACUUUUUUUUUUUUUUUUUGUGAAAAGGAAAAAUAAACUUUACUCAUCCACCUUCCCUUCUCGAUCUGGCUGCAUCUUCCAAACUUUGACACCAACCCCACCCACCCUGUAUACAAGGCUUCAGGUGUGCCACUGGCGUCUGUCUCCCUAUGGUGCCCCUGCUGGGGAUGUGGACAGUAAGCGCUCCCUGGCCACUAGCUUGGUGCUGGCUAGCUGAGGACUGUCUCCUGUUCAGCUCCAGGCUGGGGAGGUGUCUGCUGCGGGGGCCCUAACCCACAUACACCUACUUGUCCACACAGCGGCAGCCCUAAGAGGUGGAUGCUUGGGCCUUGUGAGCAGGAGGUCGGUCACUCCAGACCAGCCACGACGGGCAGCCAAAAGUCCAUGUGGCUGCACCUCAUUAAUGCAGUGGUCUCCUUGGGACAUCUCCAGAUUGUUGAUUCUGAGCAUCCCUGCAGAGUGCUGGGUGAGCAGUGACACACCGUCACAGCCGAGACACCAACCGUGGUCAGAUGGGAAGCCUACAAAGCAGGCAUCUGUGUAAACAUGAGGAGCCCUGUGUCGUUGUACAUUCAUGUACGUAAACUCAAUAAAAGUAAUGUCAAAUGUC
Molecule: messenger RNA, 4965 nt
Organism: Erinaceus europaeus (western European hedgehog)
Lineage: Eukaryota; Metazoa; Chordata; Mammalia; Eulipotyphla; Erinaceidae
Gene: LRPPRC
Product: leucine rich pentatricopeptide repeat containing
Exons: 38
Coding region: 28-4308 (1426 amino acids)
Molecular function (GO): protein binding
Source: RefSeq, a predicted model, not a curated record